AUGAAGUCUCAACCAAGUUCUUCCCAGACCGAAAAAAGGACUUUUAGCCAGGUGUUUUGGGCUGUCUUUCCUCAUGCCUGUUUUCUCUGUUCCUUAGUUAUCUAUGCAUUGCUGGGUGCCCUCAUGUUUUCCCACGUUGAGGGCAACAGAGAGAGCAAUGAAACUGAUGCAUACAGGAAAUUCAUGCUGAGUCUUUGGAAUCUCUCUAAGGAUUUGUCAGAAAAUGAGACCUCAAAUGAAAUCUUUAAGAACAGGACACACGAACUGCUCAGUGAUAUUGACUUCAUAUGGUUUACCAAUCCCAAAAAGAAAUGGUCCUUCCUCGGCUCUCUCUUUUUCUGCUGCACUGUGUUCACAACAGUGGGUUAUGGUCAUACUUAUCCCGUGACAAGACUUGGGAAAUAUUUGUGUAUGCUGUAUGCUUUAUUUGGCAUACCUCUGAUGUUCUUGGUUCUCACUGACAUGGGAGACAUCCUUGCAGCUAUAUUAUCUACAUCUUACAAUAAGGUGAGACAACUACAGUCAAAACUUUUAAGCAGACUCUCUUGCAAACGUUACUGCAAAAAGAGGAGAGAGUCAAAACCAAGAUCAUCAUCAGUUAGACAAAACAAAAUAGUACUUCGUGAACCUUUAAAUAUCAGGGAAGUGUUGCAAAGUAAUUCUUCCUGUAAAAAAAAGUCUGGGCAAUAUCGAAAUGUUGAAAUGUUUGAAAAGCUCAUUGCUAGGGAAAAUGAGUUCCUUGCACCACCAAAACUUGCCAGAUUUGAACGAUGGAGUUCUUGUCCUGAACUAGACAAAAGGGCUAUGAUGAAUCACAUGAUUGACAACAUUGACAACAUAGGGAAAGAAGUAGAAAAACUGGAUGUACCCUUUCUAUUGAUGACUUUUAUUGUCUUUGCAUACAUUUCCUGUGCUGCUGCUAUUCUUCCACACUGGGAACAUGAUUUAAAUUUUGAGGGUGCAUUCUAUUUUUGCUUUAUUACCUUAACAACAAUUGGUUUUGGUGAUGUCAAACUGCGGCACCCCAACUUUUUCUUGUUCCUCUCAUUUUAUAUUGUGGUGGGCAUGGAAAUUGUGAUCAUUGCUUUCAAGCUGGGACAAGAUAGACUUUUAAGCCUGUACAAAAAGCUGAUUUUCUACAUUGGUCAGAAAAACAUUCAACACAAAACAGUAUGA
Sceloporus undulatus (fence lizard) is the source of this 1176-nucleotide messenger RNA. It is a transcript of the gene KCNK18, whose product is annotated as potassium two pore domain channel subfamily K member 18. The record is from RefSeq and is a predicted model, not a curated record. The transcript is spliced from 3 exons. Gene Ontology annotation, cellular component: membrane. Gene Ontology annotation, molecular function: potassium ion leak channel activity. The coding region runs from base 1 to 1176 and encodes 391 amino acids. Lineage: Eukaryota; Metazoa; Chordata; Lepidosauria; Squamata; Phrynosomatidae. Gene Ontology annotation, biological process: stabilization of membrane potential; potassium ion transmembrane transport.